Molecule: messenger RNA, 2602 nt
Organism: Tripterygium wilfordii
Lineage: Eukaryota; Viridiplantae; Streptophyta; Magnoliopsida; Celastrales; Celastraceae
Product: SWI/SNF-related matrix-associated actin-dependent regulator of chromatin subfamily A-like protein 1
Exons: 25
Coding region: 328-2403 (691 amino acids)
Biological process (GO): replication fork processing; DNA repair
Cellular component (GO): nuclear replication fork
Molecular function (GO): ATP-dependent chromatin remodeler activity; ATP binding
Source: RefSeq, a predicted model, not a curated record
AUUCGAAGCCCUAGCGCCGCUGAAAUCAAAAGUUCAAAAUAAAUUCGUCUUCGUCGCGACAUCGCUUUUGAACGAGAUCGGAGAAAGUGUCGACUGUGUCGAGAAUCCCCUUCAGAAUUCAGGCUCCACUGCUCCAGUCUCUAACCAGUACCCACCGUCGCCGCGCGCAUACAGAACCCAGCCCAGUUCUUGUAUCCACUCCACCGUCUGCUGCCGCUUAUCUCUCCAGUGGUCGCGACUCGCCACUCUCCACCCACCGUCACCUCUUAUCUCGAAGAAAAUACAAAACCGUAAUAUCCGCUUGCACUCAAAGAAAGAAAAUUGACAAUGGAGUUUAACGACUGGGAGCUGAGCGCAGAGGAAAUGGAUGCCCUCGAAAGAGAAGCCCUACAGAAGAGGGCUCUUGCUCAACAACACAACUCCCCUUCUUCUUUCCAAACCCAACAAACACACCAAUCUGUGCUUUCGGGCAACAACUGUCCUAUCCCCGAAUCUCCUUCUGCCAAUCCUCUGCCUCCUGUAUCCCGGAUAUUACCAACAUCAACUACCUCAAAGGUCAGCACUGAUGAUAACUCAAGGGGACUACCAAGGCUCUCUGUCAAGUUUUUUCUUCAUGCCAAUGGAAAUAUUGCUGCUAAAUUUGUAUAUAACCAGGCAUUAGUAGGUGCUUGUCGCAAGAUCCCUAAAUCCAUUUGGAAUGCGGAAGAAAGAUUAUGGAUAUUCCCUGUAUCCUCUAUAUCAUCAGCUAAAAAAAUUCUUAGUGAAGUAUCUGGUUUUACUGUUGAGGUAGAGGACUUAGAUGCCUUGGUGCAACGUGCCAUUUCUGCUGCCUCUGCUGUUCAAGAUCUUCGAGAGCGAUAUGACAGGAUACCUAGCUCCAUCGAGUCAAAGCUCCUACCUUUUCAGCGGGACGGUGUUAGGUAUAUAAUACAUUUGAAAAACAUUGCUCUUAGGUUUGCAUUGCAGCAUGGAGUGCGUGUGCUUCUAGCAGACGAAAUGGGGUUAGGGAAGACUUUACAGGCUAUUGCUGUGGCUGCAUGUAUUCAUGAUUGUUCGCCUGUUCUUAUAAUCACACCAUCUUCCUUGCGUUUGCACUGGGCUUCAAUGAUUCAACAAUGGCUGAAUGUUCCUUCAUCAGAUAUACUUGUUGUUUUAUCUAAUUGGGGUGGAUCAAACAGAGGUGGAUACAGGAUAGUAUCCUCCAGCAGCAAGGGAACAAUUCAUCUUGAUGGCGUUUUCAACAUAAUCUCCUAUGACCUGGUCCCUAAACUAGAGAAUAGACUGAUGGCCUUAGAAUUCAAGGUUGUGAUUGCAGAUGAGUCUCACUAUUUGAAAAAUGCUCAAGCAAAGAGGACAACUGCCUCAAUACCAGUCAUACAGAGAGCUCAGUAUGCAAUGUUGCUCAGUGGUACUCCUGCUUUAUCUAGACCAAUUGAGUUAUUUAAGCAGCUGGAAGCCUUGCAUCCCAAUGUAUACAAGAAUGUUCAUGAAUACGGUAAACGAUAUUGCAAGGGUGGUGGUUUUGGAGUUUAUCAAGGUGCAAGUAACCAUGAAGAGUUGCACAAUUUGAUGAAGGCAACUGUGAUGAUCCGAAGACUGAAAAAAGAUGUUCUUUCUCAGCUUCCUGUGAAGCGGCGUCAACAGGUCUUCCUAGAUUUGGCAGAUAAUCACAUGAAACAAAUCAAUGCUUUAUUUCGUGAGUUGGAAGUUUUGAAAAGUAAAAUUAAAGCUUGUGACUCGCAAGAGAAGGCUGAAUCACUCAAGUUUUCUCAGAAGAAUCUUAUUAACAAGAUAUAUACUGAUUCUGCUGAAGCUAAGAUCCCCGCAGUUCUAAAUUAUCUGGAAACUGUCAUUGAGUCUGGCUGCAAGUUUCUGGUAUUUGCACACCAUCAGCCCAUGAUUGAUUCAAUAUAUCAGUAUCUUCUUAAGAAGAAAGUGGGUUGCAUUCGAAUUGAUGGUAGUACCCCUUCAGCUUCAAGGCAAGAUUUGGUUACUGAUUUCCAAGAAAAAGAUGCUAUUAAAGCUGCUGUGUUAUCGAUCAAAGCAGGUGGAGUUGGAUUAACUUUAACAGCUGCCAGCACUGUUAUUUUUGCGGAGCUCUCAUGGACUCCGGGUGACCUGAUUCAAGCGGAGGACCGUGCCCAUAGGAUUGGCCAGGUUUCUUCAGUCAAUAUAUACUAUCUGCUCGCUAAUGACACAGUUGAUGACAUCAUAUGGGAUGUUGUUCAGAGCAAGUUAGAGAAUUUGGGACAAAUGCUUGACGGCCAUGAGAAUACUUUGGAAGUCUCAGCCAGCCAGUCGAGAAGCAGCCCUGCGAAGCAGAAGACCCUUGAUUGCUUCUUGAAGCGAUGCAAGACGGAAGAUUCUGAGCACCAACCCAGUCCUAAGUGCCCAAGGCACUGAGCGAUACCCCCUUGAGGUAGUGUGUGUAUUUUUCUUUUUGCUUCUCGGUUAGUUUGUCGAGGGUGUUGCCCAUGUGACUUGGAGUCGAUGCCUAGAAUAGGGGAUGAUCCCUCCUGAGUCAAUGUUUACCCCCAGAGAAAUGACAUGCUUGUAAUGAUAUUUUGGUAUAAAUACAUAAUGGUCACACCUUGAUCGAUCA